UAAAUGAUUUAAUCUAUCCCAAUAUUGUCUUAAUUAACUGGAAAAAGUCCUUUUUGUAAUCCAUUUUAAUUUCAAAAUGGGGCAUGAUUAAUCGCUUUCGACAGUGACAGAUUAACGUGAUUAAAACACGUUUUGUUUUUUUCCCCUCAUCUUUUCCCCCGCCUGUUUGCAAAACACAUAAUUGCGCUCAUUGAAUUAAUUUGUCUUGAAUUAAGAUGAUGAACUACAGCAGCCUUCCCGAAUCCUCUCAGGGUAUUAAAACAGCACAGCAACGAUCUUUAUCGUACAAUAAACUGCAAGAAUUUGGAGCUCAGUGUAUGUUAGCGAAAAGCCCUCUCGUGCACUUUUCUUGUUUGCCCGAGAAUGAGUUAUUAUUCGUGGUCUUUGGUUCUCCUAAAGGCUUAUAGGACAAACAAAACCCUCGAGUCAUUAAUCUCCAAAUAUGAGGAUGAUUUAUUUAUGACGAGACAAAGCGAAGACUAUUGUGAGCGGCAAUGUUUUCCCUGGGGGAGUUUAAUGACUUUGCUACUAAAGGCAUCUCCAGUGUGGUGAUUCAGCAAUGACUCAGCUGCAGAUUAUGUCGGAAUUAUCAUUUGCGGAGCUCCUCGCAGUAGAUUUGGGGAUAUUAUGGGCAGUAUUUUACCAUUUUGUUGUACUGAUGCUGCAUGAAGGCCUGAGAAAUCAACAUAAUUUAAUGAGCUCCAAUACAAGAGCUGCACCGAAAGUCUGCCCUUACAAAGUUAAUAAUGAUGGUUUACGACGGCAACAUGACCUGAAUUUCUACAUGAGUCGGAAGGCUAACAUAAAAUUGACAACUUACACAUAUAUUAUGUGUUUAAUACACAUUAUAGUUUACAAUAUAACGUUGUUACGUGCUAUAUUCUAUCACAAACCUUCGGUAAUGCAGUGGUAAAGUCAUAAUUACAGUAAAUACAGUAUUUGUAUUAAAAAAGAAAAGAAAACCCUCCUAGGCCGUAAACUGAAACAGGAAGUAAGUCAGUAACUGACCGUGCCUUCUUGUCAAGCUAUCGUUGCUCCACUUUCGUAAUCUCGAAAUGUCAUAAUUUUUAUAAUUACAGUGAAAAUUAGGAGUAUAGACAGAUAUGUUUUACAAUAUAUUGAGUACAAGUUAAAAGUUGUCAGAAAAAGAAAUGCUCAAGUAGAGUACAGUUAACUCAAAAAAUCUCCUUAAGUACAAUACUUUCCACCGCUGUUGCCCUUUUUUUUCUGAGGAUUGGAUAGGUUUGCUGGAAUGUGCAUUCAACGUCAUUGUGAGGAGGGUCAAAACCAGAAGUUAAGAGUUAUGGAUAGGCAUGGGUGCCAUGCAGGGGGUGGGUUAGGGUGUUUUAGAGGAGGGCCGAGCAGGACCCUGAUGACAUCUCCAAACAUGUCAGCAGCACACAUUGGACAACGCAGCCCUGCCCUCAGAACCAAAGAACACCACCGACAAGGGCAAAGCUGUUUUGUCUCGGCCCCGACGCCAACCGGUCGAGCGUCGAUCCCGGUUGAAUCCGUCCACUCCCAUCUUGUCAUCCGCUGCUUUUUGGAUAACCUUACACCAUGACCCUCGAGUCUGACAUCUUCUCCUUGAGUUUCCUUCUGGUCACGUUGACCGCCUUGAGCUCGAGCGGGCCCGUCAGGCCUCCCGAGAGUCGUCCCCGGAGGCCUACGCUCGUUCGGGAUGCGCUGCUUGACGCGCAAGACUUUCUCAGCCACUUUCUGUCUACACUGAACCUCACGGGGCAGAGGGAACUGGAACAGAGGCCCCUAACCUCCCCAAAGAAGCCACCAGAGUAUAUGCAGGAACUCUUCGAGCGAUUUGCCAACGAUCGCGCGGCCGUGCCCUCGGCCAACAUUGUGCGCAGUUUCAAGAACGAAGAUUCUUCCCAGUCUGGAGUGACAGCCAGUGGUGUAAGGACACAUCCCUUGCUCUUCAACAUCUCCGUGCCCCACCAUGAGCACAUCACCAGAGCCGAGCUUCACCUUUUCACCCUCGUCCAGAGGGCCCAGAGACCCCUUUCCGGCCUAGAGUGCAAGGUGACCGUUUACAAAGUGCACGACGGUGUGGUUUGGACCAGGGAGGUUGGGAAAGAGGUGAGAAGGCGGGAUCAAGAGGAGGAGUCCAAGGACCUGGAGGAACUGGUGACCACGUACAUCCACGCCAAAGAUAACAGUUGGGUGUUCUUGGAUAUGACUCACACGGUUGCACUCUGGCGGAAGUACGGCCACGCGACGCACAAGCUGCAGGUCCAUGUCGCGAUCUCAGGGCCCGAGGAGGCGGAAACGCGGGACGAGGGCGAGGUCUUUGUGGACAUCGGGCGAAGCGUGGAGGAGAAGCACAACGCGAUGAUGAUCGUCUUCUCGGACGAUCCGAACAAUGGCGAUAACGCGCACGAGGGGGACCGUCCUGAGAACGACGAGCCGAGUCCGUUCCGGCCGUUUGUCGACCGCAACCGGGACGGGCCGAAGCUCAUCUACGAAACCCCCGCUCGGGCCCGCCGCGGUGUCAAGGGAGAAGCCUGCAAGAGAACUCCGCUGUUUGUGGAUUUUAAAGAAAUUGGCUGGGAUACGUGGAUCAUCCAGCCGGUGGGCUACGAGGCCUACAUGUGCAACGGCGUGUGCGGCCCGUCCAUGACCUCCGAGGUCUCGCCCACCAAACACGCUAUCGUGCAGACGCUGCUGAGUGUUAAGAGUCCGGAGAGGGCAUCGCGUGCCUGCUGUGUACCCACUAAGCUGGAGCCCAUUUCGCUCCUUUAUUUCGAUAACGGGGUGAUCACCUUCAACCACAAAUAUGAGGGCAUGGUAGUGGCAGAGUGUGGCUGCAGAUAGUGACGCACGCACACGCGGGUACACGCUCACACAGAGAUAGAGACUGUGCAGCGAUGCAUUCGAACGUAUGCUUGUCGUAGCCACACGUAGUUACGCUCUAACAGCAGUACUACAUGGUGUAACUUGUAUAAAUGCAAAUCUUCAUUCAUUAUUAUUUAAUUCUAUGUAAAUGUAUAUGGCUUUGUUUGUUGUAUUUCAUUACCAUAUUGUUUAGACCAGUGAUUCCCAACCACUGUGCCAGCGAGAGAUCGUCAGGUGUGGCGCGGGAAAUGAUCCAAUAUCACGUAAAUUGAUCUGAAAAUUCUUUAUUUGCUACACAUACGAGAUUCGCGUUCAACUAUCUAUGCCAGCGACGUAUCGUGAACGUGAGAACAAUUAAAUGCUCGUUCGCUAGAUGGCAGAAGGUACAUGAUUAACCUGGAUUUUUGUUUUGCGGUGUGCCAUGAGAUGAUUUCAAAUAUAAAACAUGUGCCUUGGCUCAGUAAAGGUUGGGAAACACUGAUUCAGACCUAAUAUCAUAUCAUCAGCAUCCAAAUGGCUUUUAGUACCACCUUGGUCCUCAGAUGUACACUAGCACAAUCGAAGUGAAGUAUAACAAUUUUGCUGAUAAUUCACUUUGGAUAUCAUUCAACCAGUGUCAUGAGGUCAAUAUUUGGAAUUGUCAUUCAUCUGUUGAUUUCUUUUAUCAUACCUGUACAAUUAUACAGUGUAACUUGGGAAAUAAACAUACUGUGAAUAGA
Molecule: messenger RNA, 3569 nt
Organism: Phyllopteryx taeniolatus (common seadragon)
Lineage: Eukaryota; Metazoa; Chordata; Actinopteri; Syngnathiformes; Syngnathidae
Product: bone morphogenetic protein 10-like
Exons: 2
Coding region: 1561-2829 (422 amino acids)
Biological process (GO): SMAD protein signal transduction; BMP signaling pathway
Cellular component (GO): extracellular region
Molecular function (GO): growth factor activity; cytokine activity
Source: RefSeq, a predicted model, not a curated record